CGCAGGAGAAGGCGGAGGGGAAACCAAAAAGGGGGGGGCAGGAUGGCGGCGGGGCCGACGCGGCCCUCCCGGCCCCGCAAGGAACCGCAGCCGCUGGUCAUCCCCCGGAGCGCAGCGGACGAGCAGCGUCUGAAGCUGGAGAGGCUCAUGAGGAAUCCGGAUAAGACAGUUCCAAUUCCUGAAAAGCUCAAUGAAUGGGCACCCCGUCCGCCUCCAGAAUUUGUCAGAGAUGUUAUGGGUUCCAGUGCUGGGGCUGGCAGUGGGGAAUUCCACGUCUACCGACACCUUCGCCGGCGAGAAUACCAGAGGCAAGAUUUUAUGGAUGCCAUGGCUGAAAAGCAAAAACUGGAUGAGGAAUAUCAGAAGAAGCUAGAAAAGAACAAGAUUGUUGCGGAAGAACAGACAGCCAAGCGCAGAAGGAAACGGCAGAAGUUGAAAGAGAAGAAAAUGCUGGCGAAGAAGAGUAAGCUUGAACAAAAGAGCGAACAUGCAGAUUCUGACCAUUCCCCAAAGCAGCAGAACCAGUGA
Messenger RNA from Podarcis muralis (Common wall lizard), 528 nucleotides. Lineage: Eukaryota; Metazoa; Chordata; Lepidosauria; Squamata; Lacertidae. The record is from RefSeq and is a predicted model, not a curated record.